This is a messenger RNA of Fusarium pseudograminearum CS3096, 408 nucleotides long. RefSeq lists its product as uncharacterized. Lineage: Eukaryota; Fungi; Ascomycota; Sordariomycetes; Hypocreales; Nectriaceae. The record is from RefSeq and is a predicted model, not a curated record. The transcript has 3 exons. The coding region runs from base 1 to 408 and encodes 135 amino acids.
AUGGUUAACUUUGUUACUUCUAUCACUCUCCUCCUCACUGCUGUCUCUACAGUUGUUGCUCUCCCCAGCACUCUUGAGAAGCGUGCUGUGACAUGCAGAGAUGACCGUCCUAACAGUGAACUGGCCAACGCCAACGAAGCUGCUGCAUGUAUCAGUUAUCUCGCCAGCCUAGGCAACCAGGCUUGUGUUGCUACUGUCUCUGGCCAGUCUUUCUGCCGACGUGGAGACACUCAGAUCACUGGCCUCGCUAGAGGUGCUGCUACAAGAACAUCUACCUGCCAAGAGGUCGCUCGCGGUGCUGGUUUGAUUCUGGAUAAGUGCACUCGUGGUGAUGGCAAGGUCAGAGGCGCCAAUGAGGCCUGGGGCAAUGGCAACCUCCUCGUCGACAUUCGCCGAGUUGUUCAAUAA